AGUCAAUCGAGUAUCAUUGAGUUACGACGACUUGUGCUCUGUUAUCUCGUAAAGCGAAUCAAGAUGAGCCCGUCUAAUGUUCUUCGAGAAUCGAAUGGAGCAGCAUCGGCGACACACACGCACACUCACACCAACAACAACGACCAAGUGCACAUGUGCAGCGAUGUGACACCAAAUGGCAACACCUGUUGCAACCACCUGCACCACACCCGGACACCAGUAGUAUGUGAAGUGGACGACAAAUCCCCGGUCAGACGGACUACAAGUGCAAACAGUUUCCAAAGUCGCACACAUUCCUUGUUCACGAAUUGUGUUCUCAGUCCAUGUCCUGGCGACAAUUUUCCCCGCUCUAAAGAAAGAUUACUAAGAACUCAACGGCACCAUAAACCCUCAGUGAUAAAAAAUUUCAGUCGGACGCAAAUUCUAGUGCUUUUAACUUUAGCUCUUGGUGAUUUCAUCAGUUUCUGUUCAAUGUCUAUUAUGGCACCCUUCUUUCCAAAAGAGGUAAAGUAGAGUAUUAUUUAUUAAUGCAUGUCAUCGAUUUCCGGUGAGAAAAAUUAAAAAAAAAAUUAAUUAUAUUCUUAAAAAUGGUACAGUAUAAAAAAGUGUACACGAUGGAUGGUUAUCUAAGCUUCGGUAGGUAUAAAAUAAAAUAAUUGUGGGCAAUAAUCUUGCCUAUCCUGUAAUCAUACCUUAUUACCAUGUUCAACUCAAUGAAUACUAUAACACUCAACAAAUAGAAGUAUCCUCUUUUUACAUAAGUAGUCUUCUGUUUUAGGAUCUGACAAUAGUAACAAAUUGGAAUAUUUUAAUACCGGUACCUGACAAUAUUAUAACCUAAGAGGCUGGUAAUCUGUGGCACAAACAAAUUGUUUUUCCAUAUAUUCACGUUAUAUUGAGUUGGCUACAGAGAAAGGGAUGGGUGUCUCAUUAUCUGGAUUUGUUUUUAGUUUCUAUGCAUUGGUUAUGUUCAUCAUGGCACCCAUCAUCGGAAAAGUGCUGCCAGCACUAGGAGCUAAGAAUCUCUUCAUGAGCGGAAUGUUCUUGGCGGGUUUUUCCAACAUACUUUUCGGGUUCUUGCCAUUAAUAGAUGACUAUGUGAUUUUCACAACAGUGUGCUUUCUAAUAAGAGGUUUAGAAGCAGUAGGAGCAGGAGCAUUUUCUACAGCUAGUUUUGUAUUUGUGGUGGAAGUAUUCCCUGACAACAUUAGCACUGUUUUGGGCAUUUUGGAGACCUUCAUUGGUUUGGGUAUGAGCGUUGGUCCAGCUAUUGGUGGCAUCCUUUACUCAGUUGGUGGCUUCGGUCUUCCUUUUUUUGUUCUCGGCACUGUCAUGAUAUUGGUAGUACCCUUCAACUACUGGUUUCUUCCUUCAUUUUCAGGAGGAAAAAGUGAGACCAGUUCUGGAUCAUUUUGGAACUUGAUAAAAAUACCCUCAGUAUUCAUAAUUGGACUCAUUGUUGUAAUGAGUAGUAAUAUUUGGUCAUUUUUGGAUCCCACACUUGAACCUCAUCUCAGACAAUUGGAUCUGACCAGUAAAGAAGUGGGUUUGGUGUUCCUUCUAUUUUCAUCGAUAUACGGAGUCUUCAGUCUGAUAUGGGGUUGGCUGGCUGAUAAACUGGACAACCACUGGGGUAUGAUGGUCGUUGGACAAUUCUGCUCCGUCAUUUGUCUACUAGCUCUUGGACCAUCACCGUUCAUCACUGGCAAACCCAAUUCACUGAUGAUAAAUCUAAUAUCAUUGUCACUACUUGGGAUUUGUGUUGCUCUUACUCUCAUGCCGACUUUUCAAGCUCUUCUCAGAUGUGCUCUACAAAAUGGACAUAAAAAAGGUCUGCCAACCUACAGUGUUAUUGCUGGUGCGUGGUCAUGCAUGUAUUCGCUAGGAGAAAUGAUAGGACCAACUUUGGGAGGUAUCCUACUCGACAAAUAUGACUUUCCUAUUUGUUCUACAGUUAUGGCCGCAGGGACCUUGAUGGUGGCAGUGGCAAGUCUUAUAUAUUUUUCACUGCAGUCCACCUACAUGGGCACCAAGGAUGAUGACGAUGAUGAGGAGGGUGAGCAGAGAAUGCCUCUCCUCCAAGAGAAACGCGUCUACUAUAAGACAAUAGCUGACGAUGCUUGUAUUGUGUUUGUUCCUACAGCCGGCUCUAAUUGAGUCAAAACUUAAAAUCAAUAAUGAAAUUAUUAUCAAAACAUUGACCUUGUA
Molecule: messenger RNA, 2208 nt
Organism: Nilaparvata lugens (brown planthopper)
Lineage: Eukaryota; Metazoa; Arthropoda; Insecta; Hemiptera; Delphacidae
Product: MFS-type transporter SLC18B1
Exons: 13
Coding region: 919-2157 (412 amino acids)
Biological process (GO): transmembrane transport
Molecular function (GO): transmembrane transporter activity
Source: RefSeq, a predicted model, not a curated record